Olea europaea var. sylvestris is the source of this 1067-nucleotide messenger RNA. Its product is annotated as protein DEHYDRATION-INDUCED 19 homolog 5-like. The coding region runs from base 201 to 860 and encodes 219 amino acids. The record is from RefSeq and is a predicted model, not a curated record. NCBI's taxonomy places the organism in Eukaryota, Viridiplantae, Streptophyta, Magnoliopsida, Lamiales, Oleaceae. The transcript is spliced from 5 exons.
UAACACUUCAAAACUCAGUACAGCACAUCCCAUCAUAUGAACAUGAGCACCAAAACAAAAUCCUUCACUCAAUAAUCUCUCAUCUCAUAGAACCCUAAAUUCUAUCUGGAAAGUAAUUUCUUGUACAUCCUGUGAUCCGAUUAAUGAAAUAGUGUGUUUAGUGAACUUUCUUCUAUUUCUUGAUUUAAACUGUAGGGAAAAUGGAUGGGGAUUUCUGGGCUACAAGAGUUCACUCAGCUAAGAACUUUUCUGCUCUCCAAGAUGCCAGACUCAACCAUUCAAGCAACCAUUUAAUUAUCGGUGAUGAAGGGGGUGAUGAAAUGAGAGCUUGGUUUCCCUGCCCUUUUUGUUAUGUCGAAAUUGAAGUUCCCGUGCUUUGUGUUCAUUUGCAAGAAGAGCAUUGCUUCGACUUGAAAGAUGCGGUCUGUCCCAUAUGUGCUGCAAAUUUAGGAAAAGAUGCAAUCGGCCAUUUUACGAUGAAGCAUGCACAUUCGAUAAAGAGGAAGAAAAAUACCCAAAAAUCCGGCUUUUGGAGUAAUGUAUCCACAAAUAUUGUUAAGGACAUUCGAGAACUAAGUUCAUAUUCGAUGAGCAGUCAGUCUAACAGGAGUGAACCAGCACCUGAUCCACUCUUUUCACCAUUUCUUUGCAAUGUGCCCCUUUCAGACCCUAAGUACAGUCGGAAAGAUACGACUUCUUACAUUGCUGCAACAAAUGAUUUAGAAAGCAGGAAAACAUCACAGAAAGAAGAAGUUCACGAACAAGAUUACGAGGAAAGGAAACAGAAAGCUGCAUUUCUUCUGGAGCUAAUUGCAUCAACCAUUUUCUCCGAUUCAAUGGAAGAGAACCAAUUCCAGUAAUGCUUCAGCAAUUUACACCAGGUUUUUAUUAAUGGUGCAUGAUUUUAGAAGAUCAAAUCGUUGGAAUUUGCCAACAGGGUGAUGCGAUUAUAUGAACCGUGUAUUACGUAUAAUUUGUAUGAGCUUAUGAUUAUGAUUAUGAUUAUGAUAUGAGACAAUGUACAAAUUGUCAUAAGAUAUUUUCGACAUGUUAUGAGUUUUGUUUUA